ACCCGGAAGUUUCCGAUGGAUGAUGUUGGCGAAUACUAAGCGCUGAUUUGCUCGUCCAUUGCUGCUCCGCUGGCGCUCAGUAAACCGGCUCUGCGGGGAUGUCCGGCAGUGUGAGUGCUCCUCCGGCAUGAAGCAGGGCUCUCGGUGACUCCUCCAGGAUGCUCCGGCUGUUCGCGGCUCUGGUGGUCCUCGGGCUGCUGCUCGCCUGCUUCACUUCCUGGCUCUUCGACAGCUAUGACGGCGCCUGGCACCCGAAACGCAGCUUAUUCCCCCAGUCCGGGCGCAGCGGCGGCCCUCCGCACCCCGGCGGACAGCGGGACAACAUCUUCUGGUUCGUGCAGGUGUCUGACAUCCAUAUCAGCCGUUUCCACGAUCCAAGGCGCAUCCCAGACUUCGAGAAGUUCUGCACUGACACUAUUGACGUCAUUAAACCUGAUCUUGUGCUGGCCACAGGGGACUUGACAGAUGCAAAGACUGAGAGUAAAAUGGGCUCUCUUCAACAUGAAGUGGAAUGGCAGGCCUACCACAACGUCCUGAAAAGAUCUCGGGUGCUGGAACGCACAAAAUGGAUUGACAUUCGCGGAAACCAUGAUGCCUUUAAUAUCAUUUCUCUGGAGAGUGUGAACAAUUAUUACAGGAAGUACUCUGCCAAUCAGAAAGUAGGAUCCUUCCACUACGUACACAGAACUCCCUUCGGGAACUAUUCAUUUAUUUGUGCUGAUGCCACUCUGGUCCCGGGACCAAAACGGCCUUAUAACUUCUUUGGGAUUAUUGAUGAGUCUCAGAUGGACAUGUUGGCGACCUUCAGAGAGGAGAGCCUGAGCAGUAACAAGUCCAUCUGGUUUGGACAUUAUACCACAUCCACUGUCAUCUCCCCCUCCCCAGGAAUCCGAGAGCUCAUGAGUACAGCUGUGGCGUAUUUGUGCGGGCACCUACACACACUUGGAGGCUUCAUGCCGGCUCUGCACAGUCGACAUCAAGGAGGCACACUGGAGUUAGAGCUGGGAGACUGGAUGGACAACCGCAGGUACAGGAUUUUGGCUUUCGACCAUGACCUGUUCAGCUUCUCUGACUUGACGUUUGAGGACUGGCCCGCCAUGCUGAUUACCAACCCCAAAGACGCACAGUACCUGCAACCGGGAGUGGAGCCUCUGGGUCGAAUCCGCAGUUCCACUCACAUCAGGGUCCUUGCUUUCUCUGAAUCCCCCAUCACAGCCGUGUACGUGAGCGUGGACGGAGUUACACUGGGGAAAGCAGUCAGCGCUGGAGGUCCUCUAUAUGUGCUGCUCUGGGAUCCAAUGCACUACGCUACAGGACUGCACACUAUCAAAGUCAAAGUGGAGGACUCUGCAGGCCGCUCAAAAGUGCAUGAGCAGCAGUUCACGCUGGAGGAAGAGCUCACUCCCAGCUUCGGCUUCGUGCAAUCCUUCAUCCUCCUCACAGACCACUACAUACUGGCGCGGAUCGCUUUCGUGGUAAUAGUUUUACUAAACCUCGGUGGGCUUGUACUCUUCAGAUUUAUGCCAGUCUCUUCAACAAGAGGACUGUCCUCUCAAGCCUGGAUGUCCCUGCAUCUGGUCAGCAAGAGCAACGUGUUCUUCUACACUCUACUGCUGUUUAAUCUGUGUACAGCAUUAGGCCCGUGGUUCAUUGGGGAGGUCAUUGAUGGACACAUCGGCAUCUGCUUUGCUUUCGGCGUGUUUGUGGAUGGCUAUUUCCUUGAAGGCAGCCUUACGUAUGUUGUGGGAUUCAUACAGGUGCUGUUCUUCAAUAUGCCCUUAACCUAUUACCUCUGCUGGAGUCUCCACCACAGGUGUCGCGGCACCAACUUCCGCGCUCAUUUCUGCCGGCCGGGCUGCCGAUGGAGGACUCUGGCGGUGCACCUCGGCAUGCUGGUCCUCAUGAUCUGGCAGGCCUAUUCAUGCUACUUCCUGCUGGAGACCUACGGGUCGCUGGCCUUCUUCAUGUCUCCCGUACGCACCUGGGCCCUCCUUAUGGGCCUGCUGCUGGUGUACAGGGCAUGGUGGGGCAAACCCCUGCGCUUCUCCGAUGGCAGCAAAACCAACCGGCCGUUGUGACGGUGACCGAUUCACCUCGUCUGUAUCGUUGUGCCGGACGUUGUUUUGUGCCAAACUCUUCCCUCCUUUCAACAGAUUUCCAUUAGAGAUAUAGAAAAUAGUAUUUCGCUGUAUUGGAGCGAUGAUGACAUCACUAGCGGAUGACGGAGCUUUCUGAAAGUUCACUAAUGCACAUCAGUAGGUUGCCAAUUUCCACCGUUGUGAACCCGAGCAGUUGUGUGAGGUUUAUUCCGUUGAUAAACUGCGCAUAACGUAUUAUGUGUCAUAUUAUGUGUGUUUUUAUUUAUGAAGAAGCAUCAGGAAAGAAAUAUGACUGCCUGAUAUUCGCGAUCAACGUUUCUGCAUGAAACCACCGUUAUCGAGAGACAGGUCCAUAUGGAUGCUCUCAAAUGGUUUUAAUUAGGGGAGAUGAAUCUUUCUUCACGUUUUUAUUACACUUGUUGACCAAUUAUAAUAUCCAAAAGAUCAUUUAAUGGACGAAGCGUGUCAUUAUGGCAAAUUUAGGGGCUGUUUACACAACACUGUGCUUUAGUUCCAAAUGGAAACCAAUGUUUUGAAGGCCUGAAAACAACACCUUUUCAAAAAAGUAGGUUUUAAAAUGCUGGUUUUUGAAAAUAUAGUGGUUUAAUCGCCACACAAACUACCAAAAUGCUAAUUUGUAAAAACAAAACUAACAAAAAAAAACGAUCUAUUGCUGUGCUCAAGGCCUAAUGGGAUGUUACUUAUCUGCUUUGAUCUGCUUUUUUGAAUUGAGAAAAUUUUCGUUUAUGACCACUUUUUAGUCAUAUCAUACAUUAAAGAGAAUUUUAUCUAAAAUCAUGAUGUACACAAUAGUCUCUGGACUAGCUGCAUCACAGACGCCAAUAUUUGAACAAUCACUUUCUGGUCAUCAGAUAUUAGGCAUGGUUAUAUAUAUUGCGAUCGUGAUUUUCGAAAGUAAUACAUCACUUUGUAAACGUUUAUUAUUACCAUUUGUCGAGUCUCCCCGUACAGUUUGAUAUGGCGCUUUGAUCCAGAAGCCGUUUCGCAUGACGUCACACUUAACAAGCGGAUAAGCUGACAAUUCGUAAUAAUGACGUCGGGUGCGUUUUAAGUCACUUUCGUCAUCACAGGAUGGCGUUGUACUAACUUUUGAUAACAUACAAGAAAAUACAGCAGGAUUGUUAACUCGGUUUAUAGAGCACAGAAUUCGCAUCAGUUGCGCUUGGUCACUGAUCAUCACAAAAGUCGACGUUGCAUUCAUGAUUUCCACCCACUGCUCCACAUAUCUAAUAAGUAGGGCCAGACGGAAUCUGCAGACGUCUUUUGCUAUUUCUCCGCAGAAUUGUGUUAAAAAUCUGCAGAUUAUGCGGAAUGAUUUUGGGAGUAUCAUAACUAAAACCUUAAUGUAUGAAAUAAAAAAUAACACCUUUAUAACUCGUAUUUAAUGUUUACAAUGCAAAUCCAGCUAGAUCUACUUUAUUUGGUAAACAAAGCAAGUCUCUCAUAUAAUAAAUCUACUAAAAGACAAAAUAUUACUGUACAAACUGUAUUGUAAAUAAAUCAGAUGAACAUUUUCACAUAAGUCAAUAAUAUUAAUGUAACUAAAUUAAAAACUGAAUAAAUAUAAAUUUACACACAUUUACACAAGUAAAUAAACAGAAUCAAUGAUGGGCUAAAAAUCUGUGGAAUUCUGCGCGCGCAGAUUCCGUGUGGGCCUACUGAGAAGAUAUUUAAUGGUAUAUAUAAUUCUCUAUUAUGGAUCAGUGAUUCCGCCAUGUUUCUCACUGACAUGCCCCUAACUUAGACACAUUCGGAAAAUUUAAAGUUUGCCACUCUAAUACUAAUAACAAUGACAAUUUAUGCUGCCGUCAUAAAUACGAUUUGUCUGAUAUGACGAAUGCACCACAUGGCCACAAUCGAAUACUUUACAAUCAAAACAACAAUGGCGGACUACAGGACUGUGUGUGUGCAGAUGCGCAGUGUUUCUUUAAAAAAAGUGACACUGCCCCCUACUGGCCUGGCAUGCAUAAAACAUUAGCUGUUUUUGCUGAUCUGUAAGCAGGAAUCAUUUUGACAACAUUAUAAUCUCAAAACAAAGCUUCUAUAUAAAAACACCUAUAACUAAAUGGUUCACCACAAAAUAUUUCCAUUUAUCUUUGAAACACAAAUGAAGAGAUUUUUUUUUUUUACAUCUUUUGACAAUUAUUUUUAUAUAUUUGAUAUUUGCUGAUCAGUGUUCAUAUGUAAACGAAAGAGCGGUUAAUAUGGAUGCUCUCAAAUAAGUUUUAAACUACACUGCAAUUAGAAGAAGAUUAAUCUUUCUUCACAUUUUUAGUACACUUGUUGACAAAUUAUAAUAUAUAACAGAUCAUUUAAUGGAUGACAAAUUUAGGGGUUUUUACACAACAUUGUGCUUUAAUUAAACAGUGUUUAGAUGACCUGAAAAUAAAAUCUUUAUAAAUAGGUUUUCAGAUUAUCCUAGUUUAAACUCCACUACUAAACUAUGAAAGGGAAAUUUGUAAAAACAAAACCGACAUCGGGCACACACGUUUUAUAAGUCCAAUUUAUUGCUGUGCUCAAGUACUCCUCAGACAUUCCUACUUUUAAGCUGAAAAGUCAUCACUUUCGUCAUCACAAGAUGGCUACUUUUGAUAACUUACAAGAAAAUACACCAGGGAUUGUUAACUCUGCUUAUUGACCUUAUUCUUCAAUGCGGAAGUGUGCUCGUCUUUGCGAUUGUUUUAGAACUUGUAUAUAUCGGAGAAAUGACUAGGAAUAAUAAACGGCAGAAAACGGUCAAACUACUUCCUCUACAAACAAGUGUUUACAUGAUUAUACAUACAAAAUAGAAUAAUAUAAUAAGAAAAAAGCAGCAGAACGAGCUGUUUUAAUGUCUAGAAAUGAAUGGAAGUGAAUGAGACUGGAAGUCUCGAGCCAAAAAGUUUCAAAUGGCUGCGCCCUCUCGUACAUAGAGAAUAAGGUGAAUAGAAAACUCGGUUCUAGAGGGCCAGUGUCCUGCAAAGUUUAGUUCCAUCCUCAAUCAGACACACCUGGGCCAUCUAAUCAAGCUCUUCCUAGACCAGGGGUGCUCAACCCUGUCCCUAGAAAUCUACCUUCCUGCAGAUUUCAGUUGCAACCCGUAUCAAACACACCUGCCUGUAAUUAUCAAGCACUGUUCAGGUCCUAUUUAAUUGGUUCAGGUGUGUUUGAUCAGGGUUGGAGCUGAACUUUGCAGGAAGGUAGAUCUCCAGGAACAGGGUUGAGCACCCCUAUCCUAGACUUUCUAGAAACAUGUAUGCAGGUGUGUUGAGGCAAGUUGGAGCUAGAAUCUGCAGGACACCAGCCCUCUAGGACUGAGUUUGGACACCUCUGGCUUAUAGAAAAUGAAGUUCAAAGAAUUCGCAUCAGUUGUGUUUUGUCACUGAUCAUCCACAAGAGUCGACUUUGCAUCCACAAAUUCUGCCCACAGAUCUAUAUCUAAUAAGAUAUAUAAUGUUAUGUAUAAUUUUUUGUAGUAGAGAAUUAUAUAUAAUAAUAUACUCUCUACUACAGAUCAGUGAUUCUAGCAAUUUUUCUAUUGAGAAAUAGAAAUAAGUAUUGAGUUUGCCGCUCACAAUAAUGACUUUGUGCUGGCGCCAUAAAUACGUUUAGUCUGAUAUGACGAAUGCACCACAGUCACAAUCGAAUACUUUACAAUCAAAACAACAAUGGCGGACUACAGGAUUGUGUGUGUGCAGAUGCACAGCGUUUCUUUACAAAGUGACACUGCCCCCUACUGGCCUGGCAUGCUGUUUUUGCUGAUGCGUGAGCAACACAAGGAACAUUGUCAUCUAAAUGCAAAGCUUCUAUAAAAACACCUAGGCUGACCAUAAUUAAAUAGUUCACCCCCAAAAUCUAUCUAUUCAUCUUUGAAACGCAAAUGAAGAGUUUUUUUUACUUCCUUUGACAAUAUUUGAUGUUUGCUGAUCAGUGUUCAUAUGUAAAUGAAAGUCUAAAUUAAAUCAGUCUCUUCAGAUCAUUGAAUAAAGCACUCAAUCAACAUGGAUAACGUUUACUAUGUCUUUAAAAAAUGAUCUGAAUUAAUAAAGGGACAUACAUUUGUCAGGAAUUACCUUCCUUUGUGUUUUAAAGAUAAAACUUAGUGACAGAACUUCAUUUUUUGACUAAAUUAAUUAUUAAUCAAUUGAAAUAAUCAAGAAACAUAGUUGACACACAAAUGCAAAGACCCUGACCCGGUUUUACCUUGCAGUGUAAAAAGCCAAUUUUGAACUACAAUCUAUUAUAUAUAACACAUAAAGGACUAUCAUAAGGAAGUAACCACUAUGUUUAUAUGGAUCUGCAUGAAUGUAGAACACUUCUUGCACUAUAGUCACACUUAUGACACUAAAUAACCACUUAAUGAUACACAUCUAAACAAAUGCUGAAAAUGAAAGCCAAAUGUUUCCCAUCUUGAUGUGGCAUACAGAAUUAAACGCUUGUAAAAGAAAACAAUCACAAAUCCGUUACACGUUUAUUGGAGAAACAAUGUUAAGCAGCUCUUUUAUUGUUGGUUUUGUGUACUUGCAAACAAACUAAAUAUGAACAAUGGUCAGUUGGACUAGCUUGAAAAGAAAUGUCGUGUCGUCAUUGAGGACUGACUUUUUUUUUUGGACCCAUAAUCCUCUUGACAAGAGUUUCUGGUCAAUUCCUGUUCAGUCGGGUCACUCAAGCUCUCUGUUGUCUCUCAGGAAAGCGAAGACUUGAACAAUCGGCUGCUCUCGUUUGUCUUUCAAUGACCCGAAUGUCAUUCUGAGAGAGUUGUGUUGCAGGUUAAGGCACGCGAUGGUUGAGAACGAACACUUUUAAGACGAUUUACUCAAUAUGUGUCGAUUAUAGAUUUGUGGUGAACCAAUAGGACUUUGAAUGUUUGAUGAUGACAUGUGAAUUUGGUUUUUGCUGUUUUCAUUUAUUUGAAGGUAUUCAUCCACAUCGAUGUUGUAAUGUACUGUAAUAUUCCUUCCAGAUGUUCUGCACUGUUUUAUGGGCAUUCUCUGUUCUUGUGAUCAAGUGUUUUAUUUUUAAUUUGACAUUUGUUUGUGGAAGGCACUAAAAUAGCUUCUUUUCAGUGAAAGAUAAACACAUUUAUUAUUAAAAAUUGGCCUCGCCACACACAACGGCCAAAGUAAAUGGAUUCUUCAUUCAGUUUUACAGCUGGAAAUGCUGUUUAUCCACAUGAAAAUGACCUCAAUUUGUACGUCGCGUUUCUGCACUUCUGAAUCAUCUUGCAUUGGAAUUGAUUCGUCUGGCUGUGUUUAUGUACAACAAAGUAAAGGGGUUUCAUAUUGUGGAUUUCA
Molecule: messenger RNA, 7393 nt
Organism: Danio aesculapii
Lineage: Eukaryota; Metazoa; Chordata; Actinopteri; Cypriniformes; Danionidae
Gene: tmem62
Product: transmembrane protein 62
Exons: 14
Coding region: 159-2078 (639 amino acids)
Molecular function (GO): hydrolase activity
Source: RefSeq, a predicted model, not a curated record